Molecule: messenger RNA, 1630 nt
Organism: Parasteatoda tepidariorum (common house spider)
Lineage: Eukaryota; Metazoa; Arthropoda; Arachnida; Araneae; Theridiidae
Source: RefSeq, a predicted model, not a curated record
ACGGGCGAAUGCCCUUGGCAUCAUUUAGGAUUACUUGGCGAAACUAAGGAUGUAAACACUCCAACCCUGUGAGAGCGAACACACGAAUCUUUGAAAUCAUGUUUUAGAACCAAAACGCAACGGAUACGGUGCAUGAUGCUGCGGCCUCAAAGUUGCCUUUUUAGAAAAAUUAUUUUAUUUCUUGUAGAUGAUAGUUGUGGGUAGACAUGUGUUUUUAGAAUGAUGCUUAGCAUAUGUGACUCGGAUCUUUGGUUGUGGAAAGUUGGAAUUUCUUUUUUUAUAUAAAUUUUAAAGUGACUUGUAGCGUCUCAACAGUAAAGUUUUAAGAGAAUCUUAUUGGAAUGAUUUAGACAACUUGAAAAGAAUAAUUCAUAAUGGAGGAAGUCUACGUCAUCCGCUUGCGGGGAGUACCUUCAACAUCAACUUCAGAAUCUUCAUCAGCUGUUGACACAAAUGAUCUCAUUCGUGGAUCAGUCCUCGGUCUAGGCGUUCUACACUGCAUAUUUGGAAUCCUGGUACUCAUCUUCGGUGCCCUCAAGACGACACUGGAGCACGAACCUCCCGCUACAGUUUUCGGAACCUUAUUUGGCCCGGUUUUUGUCGCCACUGGCCUAUCUGCUAUUAUGUCCUGGAAGCGUCCUUUUCGCAAACUCAAAAUUAAAGUCUUCUUCGGUUUCUCAGUCAUUUCUUUACUCAGCUCCGCGACAUUUCUUGGAUUUUGCUUAUUAGGUGUUGUCUAUUUUCAUAGUGUUCCACGUGUGUUUGGCGAAGGAGCUCACGUGACCGCCAAUGCUAUAAUAUCAGCUCUUGGCGAGAUGAUUGUCGCUGCUCUGUCAGUCUUGACCGCUGGCAGUGCAGUUUGGAAAUGCUUGCAAUGCGGUGCUUUUCGACCAGCAAAUCUACAACAGCAGUCUACCCGUCAAAAAGUCAUCGUCAAAACUGACAUAGUCGGUGGUCAGUCAGCCGCUGAAAUGCAGGGGGCACUCCACGAGGAAAUGGUUCGUCAUGUUAGCCCUCACUGUAUUAUUUCUUUGCGCGCCACAGAUGAGCAAAGAAAUGUGAUUAAAAAGGUCCAAGAGUACCUUCAUUCUCAAGAUGAGCUUAGUUUUACGUUUUCUGAUCCCAGCACAUUACAUGAUGAACAAGAUUUGGGUGUCGACUCUCAAAACUGGCGAAAUGAUGUUAUGUCUGUGAGCUCGAACAACGGCAUUCAAAAUAUUGAGCAGAAUGAUCAGAACACAGAUAAUAUUUGUCAGAACUGUGCUAAUAACGAUCAAAUUAGAGACCAAAGUAUUCAAAACAAAGAUAAAACUGUUCAGAAGACUGAUACAUUGCCAGAUGACAGCAUACCAUUAUAGUUUUUUAAUCAGAUAGUAUGCUUAUAAUAAAAUAAAGCUCUGUGAUAGUUUUAUUGUCAUAGAAAUUUUCUGGGCUGAUGUGCCAUAUUCGAAGUUUCUAUUAAAUGUACCGAUUUGUAUUGUUUUAGUGGAAUAUCAUUUCAGUUGUACUAAUUUACAUAAAAUUUUGUGUAGUGAAAUUUACUUUGUAUGAUACAUAUUGUUUAAAUGUUGACAAAAAUGGCACCAAUACACAAUUGUUCGUUUAAUAAAGUGUUUUUGAAAUUUUAAAA